Phycodurus eques (leafy seadragon) is the source of this 12909-nucleotide messenger RNA. RefSeq names its product collagen, type XII, alpha 1b (gene col12a1b). Gene Ontology annotation, molecular function: protein binding. Bases 124 to 10677 code for a protein of 3517 amino acids. The transcript has 76 exons. The record is from RefSeq and is a predicted model, not a curated record. Lineage: Eukaryota; Metazoa; Chordata; Actinopteri; Syngnathiformes; Syngnathidae.
CUCAGUCCUCCUCCUCCUCCUUCAUCAUCGUCCUCUUCUUCUUCUUCCCAGUGGGUGAACACUCCCAGGCGAAUUAAGCUCGAGCCUCCUCGUCCAUGCUGUGGUGAGCCACAGGAAGUGAAAAUGAAGAGUGGGCUGACUCUGGUGGCUGCGGCGCUGCUGGCCCUGGUGCUCUCCUCUUCGGCCCAGGACCAAGUGGAGCCACCGUCAGGUUUGACCUUUCACAUUGUGGACCAGCAAACUGCGCAGAUGUUGUGGAAAAGGCCGCGCUCGCACCUCGACGGCUACAGGAUACGCGUGACCUCUGACACAGGAGAACUAGUACGAGACUUUGCGUUGGCCCCGUCGGCUACAUCCGCCUCCAUCUCUGAGCUGGAUCAAGAUGUGGAUUACUCCGUUAGCAUCUCUGCCUACGCUGGAUCAUACGAGAGUCUUCCCAUCUCGGGGCAGAUCACCAUCGAGUCUGGAGGAGGAGCUUCCAGAAGACCGGACGCAGGAGCCGCAAAAUGUCCCGUGAGCGCAGUGGCAGACGUGGCCUUCCUGCUGGCCGGGUCCUGGGCCUCGGACAGGACGGCCUUCAAACACGUUCGCGGCUUGGCGGCGGCCGUGGCCGGAGCCUUUCAGAUCGGCGAAGACAAAACCCGUGUGGCUGUGCUUCAGUACAGCGGGAACACGCCUGCCGGCUUCCCGCUGGACCAACACAUGAGCCGACCCGCCCUGAUGCAAGCCAUUGGCUCGCUGGACAACUACGACGGCAAUGCCAGGACAGGCGCGGCGCUGGACUACCUGUUGACCAACACGUUGACGGAGGCGGCGGGCUCCCGGACGUCCGUUCCCAAAGUUGUGCUGAUCCUCACGGACGACGGCGAGUGGGACGAUGCUUCCGAACGUUCGGCCAGGCGUUUGAAAAGCCAGGGCGUGGAGACCUUUGUUGUUGGCAUCCAGCAGGCCGACGAGGGGAAGAUGAGGCCGCUGGCCUCAACGCCCUACUGGAGUCACGUCUUCAAUGUGGCCGCAUUGGAUGACGUCCGGAAUGUUCACAAAGACGUCAUCAGUCAGGUGUGCGCGGGCGUCGAGGAGCAGCUCAGCUCUUUCGUCAGCGGGGAAGAAGCAGUGGAGCCCGCCUCCAACCUCCAGGUGGUGGAGGUGGCCUCCAAGACUAUGAAGCUGAGCUGGAGCGCUUCCAACGAUGACGUUUCCGGGUACAAGGUGCAGAUGAUCCCUCUGAUGGUCGGUGGGAAGCGUCACGAGCUGUACGUGGGCCACACGCAGACCUCUGUGGUGGUCCGGGACCUAACGCCGGACACCGAGUACCAGAUCAACCUGUUUGCGCUGAAAGGCCUUACGGCCAGCGAGCCCGCCGUGGUGCUGCAGAGGACUCGGCCUGUCAAAGUGUCAGUGGAAUGUUCUCUGGGUGUGGACGUCCAAGCUGACGUGGUUCUCCUGGUGGACGGUUCCUACAGCAUCGGUCUGGCCAACUUCGCCAAAGUUCGAGCCUUUUUGGAGGUGCUGGUGAACACCUUCGACAUUGGACCCAACAAGGUCCAGAUCAGUCUUGUCCAGUACAGCCGGGACCCGUACACAGAGUUCCUGCUCAACACUCACUCGGACCUGAGGGGCGUGCUGAAGGCGGUCCGCUCGUUCCCUUACCGUGGUGGCUCCACCAACACAGGCAAGGCCAUGACGUACGUGCGGGACAAGAUCUUCCAGCUGGCCAAGGGCGCCCGGCCCAACGUCCCACGCGUCACCAUUCUCAUCACGGACGGCAAGUCGUCGGACGCCUUCCAGCAGCCCGCCACCAAGUUGAGGGACGCCGACGUGGAGAUCUUUGCUGUGGGCGUGAAGGAUGCCGUGCGCUCCGAGCUGGAGGCCAUCGCCAACUCGCCGGCCGAUACGCACGUUUACACUGUGGAGGACUUUGAUGCCUUCCAGAGGAUUUCCAAGGAGCUCACGCAGUCCAUCUGUUUGAGGAUCGAACAGGAGCUUCGCAACAUCCAAAAGAAACGUCUGGUCCAGCCCAGAGACCUGUCCUUCUCUGAGGUGACUUCAAGAAGCUUCCGGACCUCAUGGGAGAUCGACGCCAAUGAUGUGGAGGCCUUCCUGGUUCAGUUUAGGCCCACGGACAUUCCCGACAGCCAUUUGGUGUCCAUGUCCAUCCCCCGGGACACGCUGACCGCGGUCCUGCCUUACCUCACCCCGCUGACCCGCUACCAAGUCAACGUUUCGGCGCAGUAUGACCGAGGCGGCAGUUUGCCCCUUGUCGGCUACGAGACCACCUUAGAGGAACAAAGUCCAGUCCGCAAUGUGAGAGUGUCCCAAGAGACCACAGACAGCUUCCGUGUCUCCUGGCAACCGGCGCAAGGAGCCGUGCUCCGCUACCGCUUGACCUUCCGACCCAUCGGGGAGGGAGGCGCUGGUUCGGAGGCCAGCACGGAUGGUGACGAGCCCACCAUCGUACUGCGGGGGCUCCAGCCAAGGACCACCUACCUGGUCACCGUCAACGCAGAGUACCGGUCAGGUUCUGGACCGCCGCUGCAGACGCAAGGAACCACCAAAGAAGAGGUGGGUCCUCCUCAAAAUCUGGUCACCCGGGAUGUGACAGAUCGCAGUUUUUCUGCGUGGUGGACGGCCGCUCCCGGGAACGUCAGGAUGUACCGAGUCAAAUGGCAGUCGGCGUAUUCCGAAGAGUCUGGAGAGAAAAUGGUCCGAGGAGACCAAACGGACACGGUGCUGGACGGCCUCAGCCCGGAGACGCUCUACCAGCUCUCCGUUGUUGCCGUCUAUGAUCAGAAGGACAGCGAGCCGCUUUCCAGAUACGAAACCACCGACGUCUCGGCCGAGGCGCAAAGGCUACGCGUGAGCGACGAGAGCGAGCGCACCAUGAAGGCGACAUGGGCUGCGGCACCCGGCAAGGUUCUGCAUUACCGCCUGAAAUAUGUCCCGAGUGCCGGUGGCAGGGAGGUGGUCCUUAAGGUCCCCGCAGGGGUCACGUCCACUGUCCUGAAGAGGCUGCAACCCCUGACCUCCUACGACAUCACUGUCCAUCCCAUCUACAAACGUGGGGAAGGAAAAGCAAGGCAAGGAGUAGGAAGCACACUGUCGCCUUACAAGGCUCCAAGGAACCUCCAGACUUCGGAGCCCACUAAGUCCAGUUUCAGAGUCUCGUGGGAUCCGGCGCCUGGGCAAGUUAGGGGCUACAAGGUGACCUUCCACCCCUCAGGCAACGAUAUUGACCUGGCCGAGCUGCUCGUGGGCCCCUUUGACAACACUGUGGUUCUGGAGGAGCUCAGGGCUGGAACAAAAUAUUCCGUGGCCGUGCUUGGGAUGUUCGACGGAGGGGAGAGUUUGCCUCUGGCGGGGGAGGAGAAGACCACGCUCUCUGAUGCUCCCGAGCCAGCUCCAUUGGGUCCCUCCGACAUUCAGUGCAGGACCUCCGCCAAGGCUGACAUUGUGCUGCUGGUAGACGGCUCCUGGAGUAUCGGACGCAUGAACUUCAAAACCAUUCGCAAUUUCAUCAGCCGCAUGGUCGCCGUCUUCGACAUUGGCCCGGAUAAAGUCCAGAUUGGUCUGGCUCAGUACAGCGGCGACCCCAAGACCGAGUGGCACCUCAACGCCCAUGCCACCAAAGCCUCCCUGCUGGACGCCAUCACCAACCUGCCGUACAAAGGAGGAAACACCAUGACAGGAAUGGCCCUGAGCUACAUUCUGCAGAACAACUUUAAACCCGAUGUGGGAAUGCGUGAAGAGGCGCGUAAGAUCGGCAUCCUGAUCACCGAUGGAAAGUCUCAGGAUGAAAUUGUCACCAACUCGCAGAACCUGAGAGACAACCGCAUUGAGCUUUAUGCCAUCGGUGUGAAGAACGCAGACGAGAAUGAGUUGCGCUCCAUCGCCUCCGACCCGGACGAGAUUCAUAUGUACAACGUCAAUGACUUCCAGUUCCUGCUGGACAUCGUCGACGAUCUAACCGUCAACCUGUGCAACAGUGUCAAGGGCACAGCCGAAGAGCUCGGGGCGCCCACCAACCUGGUGACCUCCGAGGUGACCCACCACUCCUUCCGCGCCACCUGGACCGCGCCCGAGACACCCGUGGAGAGUUUCCGCCUCGUCUACGUCAAGGCGGACGGAGAACCCGCCCAGGAGAUGCUGCUGGACGGCUCAACGACAUCUGCAGUCCUGGAAGGUCUGAGCCCGCUGACGGAAUACAUGCUGAGCGUCUACUCGCUGCUCGGAGAAGACAGCAGCGAGCCCCUGGUGGGCCGCGAGACCACCUUGCCACUGCCGGCCGUCACGUCCAUGAAUGUUUACGACGAGACCAUGAGCACCAUGAGGGUUCGCUGGCAGCCGGUGGGCGGAGCCAGCGGCUACAUCGUGCUCUACCAAUCCAUCAACGGCACCGAGCCUCAGCUGGACAAAGAGGUGCGAGUACGAGCUGACGUGGGCGACAUUCAGCUGACGCAGCUGCUCCCCAACACGGCAUAUUCCGUCUCCGUUUUGGCGCAGCACGGCGAAGCAGUCAGUGAUCCACUGAAGCGCAGCGGAGUCACGUUGCCCAUGCCCCCUGCCGGCGCCCUGAGGAUCAGCAGCGUUACUCACAGCAGCAUGAAGCUAAACUGGGACGCGGCUCCCGGCCUGGUGCGCAAGUACAUCAUCACUUACAAGCCCGAGGGCACCGACACCAAAGAGGUGGAAGUCCGCAGCGACGUCACCACCCUGGACGUGACGGGCCUCACCUCCCAGACGGAGUACGACGUGGCCGUGACUCCCGUGUACGAUGAGGGUCCCGGGAACCCCAUGCUCGGAAUGGGAAUUACGGACGUCGUUCCCGCCCCGAAGAACCUCAAGUUCUCUGAUGUGGACCUGACCUCCUUCAGGGCCACAUGGGAGCAUGGGGCGCCCGAUGUGGCGCUCUACCGCAUCGGCUGGGUCAAGAAAGGACAUACCGACUUCCAGUCUUCCAUCUUGGGCAAUGAUGAGACAUCGCAUCUUCUGGAGAACUUGGAACCGGGCACCGAGUACACGGUCACCGUGACGGCCAUCUACCCCGAUGAAUCGGAAAGUGAAGACUUGAUGGGAAACGAGCGCACAUUGUUGAAGGCUGUGAGCGUGCGCCCGGAGCCUCCUCGCAACCUGCGAGUUUACAACGCCACCUUCAGCACCCUGGCGGUCAAGUGGGACCCGGCCCCCGGACCCGUGCAGAACUACAAAAUCCUCUACGCUCCGCUGGCAGGAGGCGAGCCGCUCGCGACUCAGGUGGGAGGCAAGAAGACCAGCACCGUCCUGCAGAAGCUGACGCCUGACACACCGUACCGGGUCACCAUGACUGCCAUCUACGCCACCGGACCCAGCAGAGACGUUUCGGCAGAAGGGAGAACCAGACCUCUGGGCGGCGUGAGGAACCUUCAGGUGCACAACCCGACCAUGACCACGCUCAACGUGCGCUGGGAGCCGGCUGAGGGGCGCGUCAAGGAGUACAAAGUAAUCUACGCUCCUGCUGCAGGAGGUGCCGAGAGCAUGGAGCAAGUGUCAGCUGGCACCAGCAGCACCACCCUGAGGGGCCUGCAGCCCGACACCCUCUACACCGUCUCGCUGGUGCCCGUCUAUGCCGAGGGAGACGGCAAGAUCAUGUCGGAAAACGGAAAGACAAGGCCUCUGGGUGGCGUGAAGAACCUGCAGGUGACCGACCCGACCAUGACCUCUCUCAACGUCAAGUGGGACCCGGCCGACGGAGCCGUUCGCUUGUACAAAGUCUUCUUCGUGCCCGUCGCUGGCGGCCGGGAGGAGAUGGAGCAAGUUCCUGCCACCAGCACCAACAUCAUUCUUAGGAACCUCCUUCCUGACACCGCCUACUCCGUGUCGGUGUUACCCGUGUACCCGGCCAGGGAGGGAAAACGACAGACUGAUACCGGAAAGACUCUGCCACUGGGCGGCGUGGGCACCAUGCGGGUGGCCAACCCGACCAUCACCACGCUCACGGUCACCUGGAACCCUGCCGACGGGAACGUUCAGGGCUACAAGAUCAUCUACAUGCCAGAAGACGGUGGUUUGGAGAUUGUGGAGCAAGUGUCUGAAAGCACCACCAGCACCGUCCUGGAGAAGCUCCUCCCCGACACCCGCUACACCGUCACCGUGGUGCCCGUCUACGCCGAGGGCGACGGGCCCAGUCUCACCAACAGCGGCAAAACCAGGCCGCUGGGCAUGGUGAGGAACCUUCAGGUGGUCGAUCCGACCACCAGCACCCUCAACGUGCGCUGGGAGCCGGCCGAGGGCAACGUGCGCGAGUACAUCGUCAUCUGGGUGCCGACCGGUGGCGGAGACCAGGAUGUGGACCAGGUGUCCGGAUCCACCACCUCCACUGUGCUGAAGAAACUGCAGUCUGACACGGAGUACAGCGUCACCGUGGUGCCCGUUUACCACGAGAUGGAGGGACUGCCGCAGACGGAAAACGGGAAGACAUAUCCGGUGGGGGGAGUGAAGAACUUGCAAGUGGUGGACCCGACCAUCAACACGUUGACAGUGCGGUGGGAGCCGGCGGUGGGCAAUGUGCGCAGCUACAGGGUCACGUAUUCGGCAGAACCCGACGGAGAACAACGCACGGAGGAGGUGUCAGGUGGCACCACCAACCUCAUCCUGCGGAACCUGGACACGGACACGGUGUACAACGUGGCCGUGGUGCCCAUCUACCCUGACGUGGAGGGCAUCCUGCAGGCCGACAAGGGCAAGACCAAGCCUCUGGGCGGCGUGAAGAACCUCCGCGUGAGCGACCCCACCACCAACUCGCUGCGAGUGCGCUGGGAUGCGGCUGAGGGCGACGUGCGCCAGUAUCGGAUCGUCUACAAGCCCGUCGCCGGAGGAGACGAGCUCAUGACUCAGGAAUCCGGCAUGGUUACCAACACGAGGCUGAGGGAGCUGCAGCCGGACACGGAGUACACAGUGACGGUGGUGCCCAUCUACUCCGACAUGGAGGGGAAGGGCAUGUCGGAGAAUGGGAAAACAAAGGCGCUGGGCGGUGUCAAGAACCUGCAGGUGACCGACCCCACCACCAGCACCCUCAAGGUCACCUGGGAGCCGGCCGAGGGAAAUGUGCGCCAGUACCGACUCUUCUAUGUGCCCGCAACCGGCGGUGCAGAGGACAUGGAGCAGGUAUCGGGAGGAACCACCAGCACCGUCCUGAGAAACCUCCUCUCCGACACCCCCUACACCGUCACCGUGGUGCCUGUGUACCCAGAGGGCGAGGGCCUGCGCCAGUCUGAGCUCGGAAAAACGCUUCCGCGCACGCCACCGCGCAACGUCCAGGUGUUCAACCCCACCCCCAACAGCCUCAACGUCCGCUGGGAGCCGGCCACGGGCCAGGUUCAGCAGUAUCGCGUGGAGUACGUCCCCUGGAAUUCCGCCUCCCAGCCUCAGUCGGUGCUGGUUCCUGGCAACAUCAACAACGCCUUCCUGGACGGCCUGAUUCCCGACACUCCUUACCGGGUCAGCGUGGCCGCCAUGUACCCCGACGGACAAGGACUGUCGCUGAAGAGCAACGGCAAAACAUUGCCGCGUGCCGGACCUCGGAACCUGCGAGUGUUUGAGGCCACCACCAACUCUCUCACCAUUGGGUGGGACCACGCCGAGGGUCCCGUGAGGCAGUACCGCAUCGCCUACGCACCCAUGACUGGAGACCCCAUCACCGAAUAUGCUGUCGUCCCGGGCAACCGAAACAACGCCAGGCUGCAGAACCUGCAUCCCGACACGCCCUACAACAUCACAGUGGAGGCCAUAUACGCCGAGGGCCCCGGAGGAUUCCUCAACGGGAACGGACGCACAAUCGGCCUGCUAAGCCCGAGAAACCUGCGGGUGUCGGACGAAUGGUACACACGAUUCCGAGUGGCCUGGGACCCCGUGUCGGCUCCAGUGGAAGGAUACAGACUCAUAUACUCCCCGAGAGGCUCCGACCACCAGGCCAUCGAUUUCUUUGUGGGUGACGUGACGUCUUACGCACUGCACAACCUGAAGCCCGGAACCACCUAUGACGUCCAAGUCUUGGCGCAGUACAUGGGCGGCUCCAGCGCGCCUCUUGCUGGGCCAGGAACCACACUGUUCCUGAACGUGACCAACAUCGAAACGUACAACAUCGCUCAUGACAAGUUCUGCGUCAAGUGGACUCCUCACCGAGCGGCCACGUCGUACCGCAUCAGACUCAACCCGCUGGACCCGUCUAGCAGAGGUCAACACGAGAUCACCAUCCCCGCCGGCCUGCCGCAGUACUGCUUCGAAGGACUUUCCCCCGACGCCCUCUACAGUGCGACCGUCUACGUCCAGACGCCCAACCUGGAGGGACCCGGCGUCAGCGCCAAGGAGAGAACCCUGGUCAAGCCCACUCCCGCGCCGACGCUCCCGCCCACUCCCAUGCCGCCCCCCACCAUCCCCCCCUCGUGGGCAGUUUGCAAAGGUGCCAAAGCGGACGUUUUGUUCCUGAUCGACGGGUCCUGGAGUAUCGGCGAGGAGAGCUUCACCAAAGUCGUGCAUUUCGUCUCCAGCAUGAUCGGAACCUUCGAUGUCAUCGGGCCUACUGGGAUGCAGGUGUCGUUCGUGCAGUACAGUGACGACGCGAAGACAGAGUUCAAGUUGAACUCGUACCAAGACAAAGGUGUCGCUAUGGCAGCCCCUCAUCACAUCCGCUACAGAGGGGGAAACACCAAAACAGGCGUGGCUCUGAAGCACACAUACGAGAGAGCUUUCACGGUGGAGAACGGCAUGAGGAGGAACGUCCCCAAGGUGGUGGUGGUCAUCACGGACGGACGCUCGCAGGAUGAAGUGAGAAAGAACGCCGCCAGGCUGCAACACGCAGGCUACACGGUGUUCGCCGUGGGGGUGGCCGACGUGGACUUUGUGGAGCUGCAGGAGAUCAGCAGCAAGCCCAGCGAGAGGCACGUCUUUGUGGUGGACGACUUCGACGCCUUCGACACCAUCAAGGAGAACCUCAUCACCUUCAUCUGCGAAACGGCCACGUCCACCUGCCCCCUCAUCUUUGUCAACGGCUUCACGUCUCCCGGCUUCAGGAUGCUAGAAUCCUUCAACCUGACAGAGAAGACGUACGCUCAGGUGAGAGGCGUCUCCAUGGAGCCGGGCUCCUUUAACAGCUUCCCGGCCUACAGACUGCACACCAACGCCUUCCUCACCAUGCCCAGCAUUGAGGUGCACCCCGAGGGACUUCCAGCCGUCUACACCAUCAUCCUCAUGCUCCGCCUCCUGCCCGACACGCCCACCGACGCCUUCGACGUGUGGCAGGUGUCCAGCGCCGACCACAAGCCGGAGACCGGAGUCACCAUUGACCCUUCCAGACAGACCGUUUCUUUCUACAACAAGGGCGAGCGCGGCGAGAUCCAGCAGGUGACCUUUGACGAGCCUCAAGUCAAGCAGCUCUUCCACGGAAGCUUCCACAAGCUGCACAUCCUGGUCUCAUCCACUGGCGUCCAACUCAACAUGGACUGCCAACACGUGGCCGAGAAGAGCAUCAAAGCGGCUGGAAACACUUCCAAAGACGGAUACCAAGUUCUGGGGAAAAUGGCCAAGUCCGUCGGAUCCAGACGAGACUCGGCAACUUUCCAGCUCCAGAUGUUCGAUAUUGUCUGCAGCCUGGCCUGGACCAGCCGGGACCGCUGCUGUGACCUGCCUGCCCUGAGAGAUGAAAGCAAAUGUCCUUCGCUCCCCAACGCCUGCACGUGCACCACUUCGGCCACCGGACCUCCCGGACCUCAGGGACCAGUGGGUGCCCCUGGCAAAAAAGGACCCCGAGGUGAAAGAGGAGAGCUCGGUUCGCCUGGUCCAGUGGGUCCACGGGGAGACCUCGGAGCACCAGGACCCAUGGGCCUGCCCGGUCCACAAGGACCCAGCGGACGCUCGAUACCAGGAGAGGCUGGUCGUCCCGGACCAAAAGGAGAACACGGAGACUCUGGCCUGCCUGGACUAAAAGGCUCGCCAGGACCUCGCGGACCCAUCGGACCCAUCGGAGCUGCUGGAGUUAGGGGACCUCAAGGGAAGGACGGAGUGUCAGGACCCAGAGGACCCGCUGGGCCCAUGGGACCGCCGGGCUCUCCUGGAGCGCCCGGUCCAGAAGGAAAACCCGGGAACACAGGCCCGAAUGGAGCUACCGGUUCUGUGGGUCCAAAAGGAGACAAAGGAGAGCGCGGAGACUUUGCUCCUCAGAACAUGAUGCGCUCCAUCGCCAGGCAGGUGUGUGAGCAGCUCGUCAACGCCCAGAUGAACCGCGUCAACGGUCUCCUGAACCAGAUCCCGAGCGGCAUCCACCGCAACAACAACCCCGGGCCCCCGGGGCCCACCGGACCUCCUGGCGCGCCGGGACCGCGCGGAGAGCUGGGCCCCGCCGGAAGAAACGGUUUCCCCGGAAACCAGGGACCGCCGGGACAGACCGGGGAGGCGGGAUCGUCCGGAGAGAAAGGCGAGCGAGGCGUGUCGGGCGUCGGACAGAAAGGCCCCCGAGGACCACCGGGUCCACCAGGAGAGAGCCGGACGGGCCCCACGGGCCCGACGGGCUCCACAGGGCCUCGCGGUCCACCCGGUCGUCCAGGUUACGCCGGCGCACGCGGUUCCCCCGGGGCGGCCGGCUACUGCGACUCUUCACAGUGUGUGGGGAUUCCUUAUAAUGGUCAAGGAUACGCGGGUUCUGCGUAGUUUUACUUUGCCGCCUGCGCUGCUUUCAUGACUUCCCGAAACGCUCUCGAGACGUUUGAGGGAAGCGCUAACAAACUUUGCUGCAACAACAAACAACAACAACAACAACAACAAACAACAACAACAACAACAACAAACGGGAACUAACCAACAACAAACAUCGGUGGCGGCAGCGGCAGCCAUUUUGUGGCCAGUUUGCAUCUUGACGCCAAACAACGACGAGGAGCAUGCGGCCGACAACAACGACAACAACAGCAACAACGAGAACGUACUAACAACGCCGAAAUGAACUCUUGAUGCUUUGUUACCUAGCAACCCUCAACCUGCUGCCUGCCAACGCCAACAACAAACCUCUUUUAUUAUUAAUAGUAAUAAAUAAUAAUACAGUGAACCCCGACUAUCAUAUUUAUGUAUUACUUGCGAAUAGUGACAAUCUGUAAGUAAUUGACACCCGCCCUGACAUGUUUCCAAUUGCCUAUAGUCGUCAUUUAAACCCUACGCCAAACUCUGAUCCCGAAACAUUUUGCACCUUACAAAUAGAGGUGCAACAAUUAAUCGAUUAUCAAAUGAAUCAACAACUAUUUUGAUUGGAUUUAAUGCGAUACAUAGAUAUUCAUUUUUUAAAAGGAUGCAUGGUACACAAAAAAAAUGUUGAUCUUUAGCUUGCUAUCCAACACCGCCAGUGGCAAGCUGGAUUUUUCCCUGCGCCGUCUUGAGACGUUUACCGCCCUGCUUUAUCCAACAGACCCUCCUAGCCGGCCUGUCCGACCUCGACUUUACCUCUUGUAAUGUCAAACUCGCCGGCUAUCGCAGAUAAAAAAUAAAUAAAUAAAUAAAACAGCCAGAUAAGCGCAAAUAAGAAUCAUGUCGUCGAAAUUUUGACUCACUGUGAUAUAUAGUUAAAAACCCGAAAUAAAUCCUUGACGCCAAAGUAACUUGCGGAGUUUAUCUUUGCACAGAGGUCAGAUAGCACACGUCGUGACAGGCAGUAUUUCUGUCUGGCCACGAGGAAGUCUCACACAGAUUUUUAUACCCACCCCAUAUGCAAAUAGUUCAAAUCGAUCAUUCAGAUCGAUACACCUUGGGCCAUAUUCACCCGCUCGCUGUUUUUUUUACGCGCCAGGGCUUGCGCACUUUUCAACUACGCUUGUACCUUGGAGACUUUUGACACAUCCGCCGCACGGAACCGAGGAAUAAAUGCGGAAACACCAAUGGAACAUGCAGUUUUCCUCAGACCCGUGAAUGUCAUUGACAAAGCACACUAUAAAUUAGAAAAUAUCUUCAGUGAAUGUAGAAAGACAAUAAAAAGUUAAAUCUGGGGAAAGAAAUGUGAAUACACUUUAUAGCUUUCUGGAAAUCGCAUACAAUAUUAUUAGUACUUGUGGCGCAUGUUGGAACUGAAUCCCAACUUGAAGUGCAAUAUGAUGUUUAACCUUCACGGGGUGCGUACUUACUACAGCCUUGGACGCGCAUAAGAGGAAAAGUGCUGAAGUCGAUGGGAAAAUAUGCACAAGGCCAGAUGCGACAGGGAACGCCCGCAUUUUAGGAUUGCGCCACCCUUUGUGUGUAUCUGGAACUCAGGUGCAUAAAUGUGGACGGGAAAAUCAUUCCCUCAUGGGACAUGCAUACAGACUUUGCACACCUUUUGCAGUCGCUGUUGUUCUGACCUGACGCACCUCGUGUGAUCAGAUUCAUCCAGCGAAGCGUUACAAUUCACUAGCGAAGGCCUCGGAACAACAGUAUCUCAAAUAUGUAUGCGGGGGUUCACUGUAUUGGAUAAUGUGAUGAUGAUGAAGAUGAAGAUGAAGAUGAUGAUGAUGAUGAUGAUGAUAAUGAUGAUGCAGAUGCAUGUGUGGCGUGACGUGAGAGCAUCUGAAGACCCUCAGGGCAUGCCGGAGGUUCAUGUACACAAUCAUUAGUUUGCUUUUGUUGCUUAUUAAAUGAAUGUCACACUUUGCACCAGCAAAAAUCCAAAGAAAAAGCCAACGCGGUGCAAAGUGCUGAACGGAUGAAUGAAUGUUGACUAACACGCUUUACACGCAAACUAGCUGCCCCCCCCCCCCAGCCCCGCGUACUAACAACUGGCUCAAACAGGAAGUCACGCACAUACUCUGUUGCCAUGACAACAACUACAACAGGAAAUGCUCUGUGAGCAGGCCGCUUCCCUUUGGGCCCCGACAACUCCCCGGUGGCCCCGCCCCCCGACGAUGACCAAUCGGCCGAGAGGCGACG